AUGGCGAAAAGAAGCGCCGCCGCCGCGCCAGAGUCCCGGAGCCGGCGCGGCGCCCGCGCCCACGCCGUCCGGUUCCUCCAGAGGAUCCAUCACCGCUUCCUCCGCCUUCUCGGCGCCACCACACCCAAAACCGGCCGUCGCACGGCCAAGUCUGCCCGCAAGGUCGUGAGACCGAGGGAGCCCAAGAGCCUCAGGGCGGCGGAUGAAAAGCAGGAGCAGGACGUCGAGGCGCGGAGCCCCGAUGCCGCCGCCACCGCCACCGCCGCCGUUUCCGCUUCCGAGGCGGCCGUGGCGGGCAAGUACUGGGCGCACCGGUACAGCCUCUUCAACCUCUAUGACCGCGGCGUGCGCAUGGACACCGAGGGCUGGUACUCCGCCACCCCGGAGUCCAUCGCGGCGUCGCAGGCCGCCCGCGCCGCACCCGGCGAUCUCGUCGUCGACGCCUUCGCCGGGUGCGGCGGCAACUCCAUCCAGUUCGCCGCCAGGGGCUGCUAUGUGGUCGCCGUGGAGAUCGACCCGCGAAAGGUGGAGCUGGCGGCGCACAACGCGAGGGUGUACGGCGUCGAGGACAGGAUCGAGUUCAUUGUCGGUGACUUCUUCCGCCUGGCGCCUUUCCUCAAGGCUAAUUUGGUGUUCCUUUCACCACCCUGGGGAGGGCCAUCAUACAUUCAUGCUCCAGUUUACACCCUUGAUAUGCUGAAGCCGAAAGACGGGUAUGCGACAUUUCAAGCAGCUCAGAAAAUAGCUCCUAACAUCAUGAUGUUCUUGCCGCGGACCGUGGACGUGACUCAAGUGGAGGAACUUUCCUGGUUGUCUUGCCCUCCCUUAGAUUUUGAGAGCGAAGAGAACUACGUGCACCACAGAUUCAAAGGAAUCACUGCCUAUUUUGGAAGACGUUGA
Molecule: messenger RNA, 900 nt
Organism: Miscanthus lutarioriparius
Lineage: Eukaryota; Viridiplantae; Streptophyta; Magnoliopsida; Poales; Poaceae
Source: the annotation of a GenBank genome assembly